Molecule: messenger RNA, 2154 nt
Organism: Lodderomyces jiufengensis
Lineage: Eukaryota; Fungi; Ascomycota; Pichiomycetes; Serinales; Debaryomycetaceae
Exons: 1
Coding region: 1-2154 (717 amino acids)
Biological process (GO): retrograde transport, endosome to Golgi
Molecular function (GO): phosphatidylinositol binding
Source: RefSeq, a predicted model, not a curated record
AUGUCAAAUGAUAAUUUAUUUGAUGAUUUAGAACAAGAUAAUAAUCCUUCAUUUUAUGGUAAUACUUCAAUAUUAAAUAAUCCUUAUAAUAUACAACAAUCACAAUCAUUACCGCAAUCAUCAUCAUCAUUUAAUCAAUCAACAAUUUCACAAUCACAACCAAAAUCACAAUCACAAUCAAAUGAUAAUCUAAAUGACAACAAUCACAUUAAUAAUAAACAAUCAUCUCUAAAACAAUCAUCAAACAAUAAUCCUAAAUCUCCCACUAAUCAACAACAAAAUAAUAAAUCAAGACAAUCUUCUCCAAAUCUAAAUUCAAAUUUAGAUUUAAAUACAAAUCCUUUAAAUGAUAAUGAAUAUCCAAAUGAAUUAGUUAAUAGUACUAUUGGAUUAUCAAAUAAAAUUACUCAAUUAUUAAAUGAUGAAGAUUUACAAAUUGAUAUUAUAAAUUCUGAAAAAUUAAUAAAUUCUUCAAUAAUUGUUUAUACAAUUCAAUUAUUAUCUGAAAAAUCUGAAAAUAAAAUUGUUGUUAAAAGAAGAUAUAGUGAAUUUAAAUCUUUAAGAGAUAAUUUAUUAAAAUUAUUUCCAACUUUAAUUAUACCUCCAAUUCCUGAAAAACAUUCUAUUUUAAGUUAUUUAUUAAAUUCAAUAAAUAUUGAUAAUGAAAUUAAUAUUAUUGAAAUGAGAAAAAGAUAUUUUAAAUUAUUUUUAAAUGAUAUUAUAUUUGAUUCAAAUCCAAAAUUAAAAAAUUGUUUAUUAUUACAUAAAUUUUUUGAUCCAAAUUAUGAAUUAUGUUGGUAUAAUGCAUUAAAUGAACCCCCAAUAAGUUUUUUACCAAAUAAUUUAUUAUUAGCAAAUCCUGUAAAUCCUGCUGAUCAAAAUGGUUUAUAUUCUAUUUUACCUAUAGUUAAUGGAUUUGAUAUUAAUUCAAAAAGUGAUAAUUUAUCAAAUUUAAAAAAGAUUAAUGAUGAAUUAUUUAAAUUAAAUGAUCAAAUUAAAUUAUUUGAAUUAAAAGGUUUUGAACAAGAUUUAAAAUUUAAUAUACCACAAGAUUUAAUAAAUUUUGAAAUUAAAUUUCAUAAAAUUAUUAAAAAUUUAUCAUUUUUAAAUAAAAUUGAUUUAAAAACAACAAAAGAUUUUAAAGGUUUAAUAAAUAUUUUAAUUGAUCUUGGUGGAAAUUUAAAUAAUUUUUCUUUACAAAUUUAUAAUCAAAAAAUUAAAAAUGAUUCAAAUAUAAAUGAAUUAUCAGAAUCAAUUGAAAAAUUUGGUUCAACAUUAGAUCAAUCAUUUUUAAAUUUUGAAAAUUUUGUUUUUAAUCAAUUAAUUCCUCAAUGGCAAGAACCAAUUAAUCAAUUAAUUCAAUAUCAUCAAACUUCAUUAAAUUUAAUAAAAUUUUAUAAAUAUAAAAUUAUUCAAUUUAAAAUUUUAUAUAAAUUAAAAUUUAAUAAAUUUCAACAAUUAAUAAAUAUAAAUAAUUUAAAUGGUGGUUCUGUUGGUGGUAGUAAUAGCAAUGAUAUUGGUUCAAAUUCUAUUAAUUCUGCACCACCAAGUUUUGCAGAAGCCAAAACUCAAGAAGAAGAAGAUGCAGUAGUUAUAAAUUCUUUAGAUCAUUUAAAAGAAUUAAAUAGUCCAACUUUAAACAAUGCAUUAAAAAAUAUAUCAAUGAAAAAAAUUACUAAAAAAUCAUCAUGGUAUGGAUUAUUUGGAGGUAAUAAUCAACCAAAAAAAUUUAAUUUCCAAUUACCUGUAGAGACAGAAGAAACAACAUCAAAUUCAAGUUCAUCAGCACCACCACCACCACAUAAUAAUAAUAAUAAUCAAACAAAUUCAUUAACUUCAUCAUCCUCAACAAAUACUUUAACACCAAUUGUAUCACAAACAACAACAUUAAAAUUUAAAUUACAACAUAUAGAAAAAGAAUUAAAUAAAAUAAAUCAAUUAAUUGAAUUAUGUAAUAAUGAUAUGAUUCAAUUAACAAAAGCAUUAAUGAAUACAUUUAAUGAAUUUAUGAAAAAAUUAGAAAAAAAAUGGCUUAUUAUAAUGGUAAAUUAUAUUAAAAAUGGUAAAUUAUUAUUUGAAGAUAAUUUAAAUAAUUGGCAAAAUUUUAAAGAAUCAUUUUUAGAAAAUUCACUGGAUGAAAUUGAAAUUAAAUAG